Molecule: messenger RNA, 3074 nt
Organism: Sardina pilchardus (European sardine)
Lineage: Eukaryota; Metazoa; Chordata; Actinopteri; Clupeiformes; Clupeidae
Gene: ndp
Product: norrin cystine knot growth factor NDP
Exons: 2
Coding region: 50-460 (136 amino acids)
Biological process (GO): positive regulation of DNA-templated transcription; Wnt signaling pathway; Norrin signaling pathway
Molecular function (GO): cytokine activity; frizzled binding
Source: RefSeq, a predicted model, not a curated record
CUUUCCGUCCUGCGCGUUGACUUGCGGAGCUCCGUCGGGGGGUGCGAUCAUGAGGAACUCUCUGCGGCAGCCGGGCCUGGUGCUCCUGCUGGUCACCUGCCCCCUGCUGGCCGUGCUGCAGGGCGUCACCAGCAAGGCGGAGAGCGGCCACCUCGGGGACACCGACCCCGACCGCUGCAUGAGGCACCACUUUGUGGAGACCAUCACCCACCCCAUCUACAAGUGCAACUCCAAGAUGGUCCUGCUGGCGCGCUGCGAGGGCCACUGCAGCCACACGUCGCGCUCGGACCCGCUCAUCUCCUUCAGCUCGGUGCUCAAGCAGCCCUUCAAGAGCACCUGCUUCUGCUGCCGGCCGCACACCUCCAAGCUCAAGGCCGUCCGGCUGCGCUGCUCCGGGGGCACGCGCAUCACCGCCACCUACCGCUACAUCCUGGCCUGCAGCUGCGAAGAGUGUAGCUGAACAACACACACACACACAAACACACACAUAAAGACACACACACACACACACACAUAAAGACACACACACACACACACACACAUGCAAUCACACACACACACACACACACACAUGUAUACAGAGUUGGGAUUCUGCCGUUACACACUAUCGACCAUUUCCAUCCCUAUGUAAACACUACCUGCUGUGGACUCUUUCACAGCAGCUGUGACUGUUGCUUGAAGAGAAGCUGUACCUGAAUCGCAUGACGCUUUGAAAGUCCCGCCAAAUUCUUCACUGGCCAGUCUCCACUGUACGUGUACAACAGCACGAGAAAACAAAAUGGAGAACUGAGCACACACACACACACACACACACAAAAAUAUAUUAUACAGAGUCUCCCUGCUACCAUUCCUGUGAGUGUCUCAACAUGUAACAAAUCUAGAGCAUUGCAGAAGAACUCACAUCUGAAUCUGUGUAUAACAAUAACCGUCCACAAUAACCCUAGGGGGAAUGACCUCUCCCCUCAUCAGCUUCUGAGCAUCCCAGAGAAUGGCCUUUGCCAACCAAGAAUCCCUAAACAUGUGUCCAUGUUUCACCAUAAAUCCUGUCCAGCAAUGGGGACAAGAGAUGUGACGAAAAGAAGGAGAAGGAGAGGAGGAAUAUUGAGAAGAAGAGCAGACAUCUUGUGAGGAAUAUACCUGUGGGUAAAUAAUGACCAUAACUGCUUAACCAAAACUGCAUGGAGAGCAUCUGAAUCCAGUUAGCGCUGAACCAGCCAGGCAUUAGGACCACUCUAAGUUCCCAUCCCAAAACAACAACACUCUUACGACUGUCCAAAUGCAACUACAACUGUCCAACUGCAACAUGUUCAGCCUGGACCUCUCUGGCUUUCUUUAUUUUGUUUUAGCGUGUCAUUUUUUUCGCUCCUCUGUGUGUUUAUUUUCACCGCUGUACAUAGCGGAGUGAGAGAAGCUAGUUUCACGACUCAUUAGAGAUGGAAACAUGGAUGGGGCUGUUGCCAGACCUCGUAAAAAGGAGAAGAACGCAAACCACAAACUUUAAAAAAAACAAAAGUUAAGAAGUACUCACACCCACCCACACACACACACACACACCCACACACACACACACACACACACACACACACACGCACGCACCCACCCACACACACACACACAAACACACACACAUGCAAUAAUUAAUGCGUGAAGAAAUGUUGUGCUGAUGAGAUGUGUGGAAUAGUCUCUGUGCACCUGUGCGCUCUAUCGCAUUCUAGCUCCUUUGAUCCCUGUGUGUGAGCGCAUGAGAGAGAGAGACAGAAAGACGGAGAGAAAAGAAAGAGUGCAGAGGGGGAGAGGAGGAGAGAUAGAGAGAGAGAGAGAGAGAGAGAGAGAGAGCAAAUGAGAGAGCGAGUGAAACUGGCAAAGGGACGGCGUAGCGGUGGGCCCCAGGCAAACUCCACUUGUCAGGUGGGCGGCCGGCCUCUGCCUCUCCCAGCUGGAGCCGUCCCAGGGCGCUCCGCAGAGCGUCCAGCCGGCCGACCGGCCCCUGAUGUGGUGACACCGCUCUGGCCUCCUGCCUCUCCAGCUGCGCUGCUCGGGCACUGCGGCCCAGGAGUGUGUGUGUGUGUGUGUGUGUGUGUGUGUGUGUGUGUGUGUGUGUGUGUGUGUGUGUGUGUGUGUGUGUGUGUGUGUGUGUGUGUGUGUGUGUGUGUGUGUGUGUGUGUGUGUGUGUGUGUGUGUGUGUGUGUGUGUGUGCGUGUGUGUGUGUGUGUUCCGGAAAGUUUUGUACUGACUGACUGACUGGCUCUAGACUUAAAGGAUUUGGGGAUUUUUUUUUUUUUUUCACCUUGAAUGUUCAAAUCAAUUAUCCACAAUUACUGCCUUGACUCAAGUUAUCUCAACAGUGCUGUUGUUUUAUUAUGAUUAUUCUUUAUCAAUAAUAGUUAUUAUUGUUGUUAUUACCAGUGUCACUUUUUUGUUAUUAUUGUAAUUAUUGUUUCUUUACUUAUGGGAGGAUUUCAGUGCUUUAGCCUAGAGAUUUGUUUCCAGUCCCUGCAUGGACUAAGUCUAUUCAACUUGAUCAGACAUAAGAUGAUCGCCACCGUCACCAUUAUAGUCAUAACCAUCCUCAUCCACAUCUUUGCCAACUCUACAAAAUAAACUAGAUAUCAAUGUGUCCCAUCCUUUACUGCGGACCUUGGAAGAGAGUGUGACUGUCCACCCUUUGAACUAUCACAGAAAAAGUUCAACUUCAAAACGUUUGCUCAAAUGAGAGGUGAAAUGCUGCAAGGCAAGCCUCAGAGAUUUAAAUGCGCUGACAUAAACGAUUUUGUGUAAAACUGACAUUUUUAAUAUUGAAUUGGGAGUGACAGCCUCUCCCUCCCUUAAUAGUGAAUACCACACAUGGAAUGUGCCACAAUUGUAAGAUUACAUCAAAAGAAAAAAUUCCUUUAGGUUCAGAUAAGAUAAAGGUGCCCCCUUUCACAAACCCCUUUGUUCUCUCUGCCUGAAACCGUACCUCUGGAGAUACUGAAAAAUCUGCUUGUCCAACAACUGUUUUAAUCCAGAAUCCCAUCUGACAUCUGAUGGGCUCCACAUGUGAAUAUAAUAAACAGUUUCCUUUUGUUUCUAAA